Molecule: messenger RNA, 778 nt
Organism: Sitodiplosis mosellana (orange wheat blossom midge)
Lineage: Eukaryota; Metazoa; Arthropoda; Insecta; Diptera; Cecidomyiidae
Product: heat shock protein 23-like
Exons: 1
Coding region: 69-650 (193 amino acids)
Biological process (GO): response to heat; protein refolding
Molecular function (GO): protein folding chaperone
Source: RefSeq, a predicted model, not a curated record
GUGUUGCGGCGAACAGUCAAAUUCGAAAUAAGCAAAAAGUUAAAGAGUUCUAAAGUGAAGUAGAAAAAAUGGCUUUACAAUUGAGAAACGUUGCCACCAAAUUGUUUAAUCCAACAUUGAAUUUGGUGCGAAACCGUUCACGAGCAUCAUUGCCAUCGUUAUUCUGGGAAGAUCCAUUCAGAAGUCAUCGUAGUUUGAUUAGAGAUUUUUGGAAUACGGAUCCAUUUGACUUGGUAAUGCCAAGUCGAUUAACUGCAUACCGGCUGCCUUAUUGGGAAGGUGAAAAAUUCGUGAGCACACCCGAAGAUGGAUUUCAAGUGUCGUUGAAUGUGCAAAACUUUAAACCAGAAGAAGUUUCUGUGAAAAUCGCCGAUAAUAACAUCAUCAUUGAGGCGAAACAUGAAGAACGUAGUGAAGACGACAGCUAUGUUUCACGACACUUCAGCCGACGAUACACAUUGCCCGAGAAUUGCAGCAUCAAAGAUGUGGUCUCUACCUUGUCGGCUGAUGGCAUUCUAACCGUUCGAGCUCCACCAAAGGAAAUUGACACCAAAAAUGCACGAACAGUUCGCAUCCAACAAACUGGAGCCGCUCAUGUCGAAUCAGAGUCAAAAAAAGUUGAGGAACAAAAAGACGAACCAAAAAGUUAAAUAUUAAGAACUUGAACAAUAAGAAUGAAAGAAAUUAAAUUUUAGGAAUGUAAAAGAUGUGAUGCCAUUGAAUUGAAGGAGAGUGAAAUAAAAACUUUCGAAUGAAAAAAAAAACUAAAAAAAAAAAU